Molecule: messenger RNA, 1398 nt
Organism: Darwinula stevensoni
Lineage: Eukaryota; Metazoa; Arthropoda; Ostracoda; Podocopida; Darwinulidae
Source: the annotation of a GenBank genome assembly
CGAGAGGGGAUCGCAUAUCGACGCUCUGGAGGGAAGAAAGCGAAAGCGAAGCCGACUUUUUGCGCCUGGUUUUUGUUGAGGUCGCGACCUGCCUCUCUUUACCCUAUUGUCGACAUGAAGUCAUUCCGAGCUGUGUUGACGAUGCUGGCGCUGGGAGCCGCCUGCACCGCCUUCGACCUGAAGCUGGCCACCUUCAACAUCAGGCAACUCGGGGAUGCGAAGUUGGAUAAGCCCGCCGUGGUGGAAAUCCUUCUACAGCCUCACCGACUGAGACUGCAUUUCAUCGCAAGUUCGGCUUCCGUGUCGUUCUCGCGACCGCAGAUCCUGGACGACUACGACCUGGUGUCCAUCCAGGAGCUGACGGAUGCGGACGGGAGCUGCGUCCCGCGCCUGCUCGACCUCCUCAACGAGGCGUCGGGGAAGGAAUACACGAACCACACGUCGCCGAGGCUCGGCAACUCGGACACCAAGGAGCAGUACCUCAUCCUGUACCGACCUUCCGUCGUCCAAGUGAAGAACAGCCUCCUCUACGACGACGUCGGCGACGACUUCGAACGGGAACCGUACUACGUCACUUUUGAAGCCGGGAAUCUCGGAUUGACUCCAUCUAUCCUCGCAUUGUCUCUCAUCACAAUGUCGAUCACGUCGCAUCAUGUUGCAGGAGGCUACGAGUUCACGAUCGGGUCCAUCCACACGAGGCCCACCGCAGCGGUCCCGGAGUUGGACCAUUUCGCACUCGCCACGGACUGGGUGACGGACGCCUCCGGCGUACAGGAGUUCAUUCUACUGGGCGAUUUCAAUGCGGACUGCGAUUACGUGAAGGAAAGCGAUUGGGCCAACAUCAGUCUCUGGACCCGACCCGAGUUCCAGUGGCUCGUGCGCCACGACGAGGACACCACCGCUAAUGGGAACACCUUCUGCGCCUACGAUAGGGUGGUGGUGAAGGGGUCCGCCCUUUCCGGGAGGGUCGGGGGCGUCCGGGUGAGGCCCUUCGACCAGGAAUUCGAGCUCGGGCAGGAGGAGGCUCUGGACGUGUCGGACCAUUAUCCGGUAGAGUUCACGCUCUCGCGGAACGGAACCUGGGCAGGAGAGGAGAGGAGAGUCUCGUCCGUCACGCUGGGGAAGGCGAGGCAGCCGGGGAGGUCGCACUCGUCGAGGGUAGUGGUGCGGGAGGGGCAGCCUGUGAGGGGCGGGGACCAUCUCGAAGCCCGGGAGGAACCUCUGGACGUGGUGGAUGUCGUCCUCGAGGAUUCGCUCCGGCAGAGUCGCGUAUGUCGCCCUGAAACAUCCGGGGAAGUUUCAUCUCGCCUACGUCGUCUUGGUGACGAUGAUCGGAUCGUCCUGCGUGGCGUUCCCGCUGUCAUCGUGCAUCUGGUAGAAAAACGUGUUGACAUUCCA